Messenger RNA from Abrus precatorius (Indian licorice), 1431 nucleotides. RefSeq names its product vesicle-associated protein 4-2-like. The coding region runs from base 437 to 1243 and encodes 268 amino acids. Gene Ontology annotation, biological process: endoplasmic reticulum membrane organization. The record is from RefSeq and is a predicted model, not a curated record. Lineage: Eukaryota; Viridiplantae; Streptophyta; Magnoliopsida; Fabales; Fabaceae. The transcript is spliced from 7 exons. Gene Ontology annotation, cellular component: plasma membrane; endoplasmic reticulum membrane.
AAAAGAAGUAGCAAAUGAUUGCAGAGACGGUAGAAUCACACCAACUGUAAAGCCCGGGAACCCACGAACAACCGGAACUCAAACACACAAAUCAAAUACAUAAAAUUGACAUUAUUGAGAUCCGAGUUGUUCGUUCCAUCACAGUAAAAAUUCACCUUCCUAUUCCCUCUGCUACCAAAUUGUCUCACUCAUAAAGGUACUAGCCAGUAAGAAGUAACUACCACCGUUUUAGACAAAACAAGAACAAGUUGUUGAUCAAACACAACCAAAGGUCACAUUCAACAACCUUUUUUUUUACCAACAGAGACAACCCAUAUAUGAUUUCUGCUACAAGUGCCAAAUCUACCUUGAGUCCCUUCACUUACUAAACAGAAAGCUUAGGACUUUGCAAGUAAUUUUGAGACCCAGUUGCCGGAAGUGGCGGUUCCGGCUAGGAAUGGCGGUGGAGAAUGAAAAAUCAGGGUCUGAUGGGAAGGUUUGGAGUUUUUGUAGAAUGCCAUUUUGGCAAACAACUCAUACCCCUUCUGCUGCUGCUGCUUCUUCUUCCACAUCUUAUAUGCACAAUGUUCAUCAGCAAAACCAGAAUAAUCUUCAGUCUCUUGAUAGAUCCACUCAUCAGUCUUCGACCACGGUUUCAUCUAUGGCCAAGUCUCUGCUCCCUACAAGGAGGAGGCUCCGUCUUGAUCCACCCAACAAACUAUACUUUCCCUAUGAACCUGGUAAGCAAGUUAGGAGUGCAAUCGCAAUUAAAAACACUUGCAAGUCUCAUGUAGCCUUCAAGUUUCAAACAACUGCACCCAAGAGUUGUUAUAUGCGCCCACCAGGGGGUAUUCUUGCCCCUGAUGAAAGUAUAAUUGCCACUGUAUUCAAGUUUGUGGAGCCGCCAGAGAACAAUGAGAAAUCAAAUGAUCAAAAAAGCAAGGUUAAGUUUAAAAUCUUGAGCCUAAAAGUACAAGGUGAAAUGGACUAUGUACCAGAACUGUUUGAUGAACAAAGAGAUCAAGUGACAGUAGAGCAAAUUCUGCGGGUUAUUUUUCUGGACCCUGAACGGCCUAGCCCUGCCCUGGAAAAGCUUAAACGCCAGUUGGCUGAGGCUGAGGCUGCACUUGAAGCACGGAAAAAACCCCAUGAGGAGACAGGUCCUCGAGUAGCCGGGGAGGGACUUGUCAUAGAUGAAUGGAAAGAAAGAAGAGAAAGAUACCUGGCACGGCAACAGGUUGAAGGUGGUGUUGAUUCCGUGUGAACUGUAAAGUAUUUCUUUCUAUCUUUUCUUGGGUCAAGCCCUUAAUGUUCUUCAGCUGUAUGAUCUGAAAAUUGAAUUUCCUGGUCACUGAUUUCAUAAGUGGUUGGGUGGCCUAAAAAUUUGCUAUGAAGAAAUAGUGAAAACCCUUCUUUCUUUCUUUUUCAAUAAUGUUUGUGCUGUUAAAUUCG